This is a messenger RNA of Lymnaea stagnalis (great pond snail), 2371 nucleotides long. The record is from the annotation of a GenBank genome assembly. NCBI's taxonomy places the organism in Eukaryota, Metazoa, Mollusca, Gastropoda, Lymnaeidae.
AGAAUGAUCAGAUGCCGCCUUUGGCAACAGUGGCCGAAGAAAGGCCACGUGGUUUCAACGCGUGUCAAACCGGUCAGAACUGGAAUGAUGGCGAGGACCGCAGCAGGCAAGGAAACAACCAUUUCCCCGUUAUGCCAUCCCAAAAACUAUCUCCGUGUCCAAGAAAAAACUUACGGCCGCUGUUGGACAGCAAUGUGAAUCGUUUGACUAACCACCGGGAUAUCGGUGCUAGCCCAAGCUGCAGCUCGGGGUGCACCAGCAGAAGCUCGUCUCCUCGUUGUGCGGAGAAUAGAAACAGAUCAAACAGGUGCGUGCUGGCAAGCAAGACGGACCUGCGGAAAGGGACGAUGCAAAACAGCGGCAACGGGGCCCCGAACUCCAACUGCGAAGAACGGGGGUGCCCCAACAGUGUCGAGAUUAUGUCCCCUUGGAGUGCACCCAGCGAAAGGUCUCAAAGCACGUUGUCCUGCGCAUCUAAUGAAGAGACACAUGAAUUGAAACAAUCUCGAAACAUGUCCGGUGUUCAAACCGGAAGUCGUGUGAAUGUUGAUAGGUCAGCAGACGUUUGUCAAAGAAACACCCGCGGUGAAGAAUGUGUGACAGGUGCCAAGUUUGACGAUGCCGUGUCAGCUGUCACUUGGCCUGCAGACAACACCGACAUUUCUGUCAAAACAGGAUCGAAUGAUGCAAUGGGCACGUCAAAUACUCAGAAUGAGGCUUGCGCGAGUUCCAGUGGGCCUGUAGCCGUAACACGCGUGUCUCCACUUGCGGUAUCGGGUGACAAGGUCCAAUCACGAACGUCGAUCAAUCUCAACAACAACAAGAGGUUAAGCCUCAGCUCCAAGACAACGCUGUCUGAAGCAAAAUUGUCGGAGAACGGGGAUAUUCUGAGAAAGGCUAAGAGGCCCUCCAAGAGAAGUGGACUGUACACGGUUAUGGGGAGAACGGACAGCGUAGCGGGUCUUCUUGUCGGUGAAGAGGGGUUUGAUAGCAGCAAGAAAAUCGAUAACUGUAACAAUGACACGAGAUUUGGAAGGCGCUUUGGUUACAACGUUGCAGCUCUGAAUAAUAACGUUUCGGGUCUUUUUGAAACAAGGCUAGGCGGUCGACAAAAUGUGAUUGGUCCUUAUACCCACACGCUUGAAGGCGAUUGGUCUGAAUCCUUGCAAACCGGUAAUACAAACCGCAAAUCGGUCACAAAUCUAUCCAGUAACGAAAACAGAAGUGGAAAGCGGAUGGGCUAUGAGGCGACAGCUCAAAGAGAUACCAUGGGGAGUUUGAUUACAGGGAACUACAGGGAAACCAUUCGUAGUGGCAGGAGAAGUUGCCAGGACGGAGGCUACUCUUCGAUGGCCGACUCCAAUAACCUCAAAAGUAUUUUGUGCGAUCCAAUGCCAUGCAAUAACAACAACAAUAACAUGCUUUUACUGGCCCGUGACCUCGAACUGCAAUACAGCCCUAGUGAAAUUUGUAAUGAAUCCAGCUUAUCCAGAGAAGAUUCGGCCGAUGUUUCAAAUAGUGGAAACACUGCCUACUCCCCAGAGUACGUCUCCUUCAUUUAUUCCAACCAUACCCUAGUGGAUGAUCUUAUUUUGGAGGGGGCAGAUAUGGACCCAGAAAUCCCAAAGAAUGGGGCAAACAAGUUAACACGCGAGGGCUCCGAUAAUCAUUUGGAGCGGAUCAUUAGAGGGAUGAAAUACCUCGACGCACGUGUCUGUCUGUGCACCAACAACAACUCCAGGUACAACGACAUCUUUGAAGUACACUGUAAACCGUUGCAGCUGUGCAAGCCCCAGGGCAACGGUGCCCAGCUCAAGCCGUUUAAAUGCCGAUCCAAAUCAUGGGUUAGGCCGGUGUCCAAAGUGAUAUGUACUGGGACCCCUGCCAACGGUGAGCCCAAUAAUGGGGGAAAACACCAACCAAUGGAAUGCACUGUAUUGCCCGCCUCUGGGGCGGCCAAUGAAGAUCUCGUUUUACUCUGCAAGCCCAGGAGGAGCAAAACCCCAGAGAUCGGCUACGGGACUUACAAAAUUAUCGGAGGGCUCUCUCACCGGCACCCGCCUCCGGCGGAUCUCCUCGCCAACCUAAAACUGCCGCCUCAUCUGGUCGAGUACACCGAGUUCAUGAGGCGGUGUCCCAAUUUCACCAUAGGUCGUUACGAUAAGUCGGACCCGGCCUAUGAAAUGCUGCUCCCCGCGAACAGGACGUCGCAGGCGUUGAAAAUGCAGCUGAAACCGUUCGUGUACGCCAGGAACCCGAGAGCGGGCAAGUACCCGCCGCUUUACCACGACCCCGUCUCGACGACGAGAGACUUGCAAUGGAGUCUCCCGGCUUUUGUGAACGCGCGUUAAAUGACCCAUGCACAUUAGGA